AUGGAAUCGAACAAUGGCGCUAAUGAGCCACGAGAUGCUAACGACAAAGAGGUUUAUCGGUGCAGACUAAAGCUUGUGCUGCUCGGUGAAUCCUCUGUGGGAAAGACUUCCAUAGUUACCAGGUUCACGACAGGAAAAUUCCAAAGAAACAAUGCUACCAUUGGUGCUGCAUUUCUUAAUAAGAAUAUUCGAUGGGUUGAUGAGGAUAAUAUUUAUGAGGUUGAUUUAGAAAUUUGGGAUACAGCGGGCCAAGAGCGUUACAGAUCGUUGGCACCAAUAUAUUAUAGGAACACAGAUGUGGCUCUGAUCGUGUUCGAUGUUACUAGUUCGAACACUUUCCAGAAGGCAAGAAGUUGGGUUGAUGAAUUGAGAUCAUAUUUGGAUAAUGAGCAAGGCAAAGAAAUUCAACUUUAUUUAAUCGGGAAUAAAUGUGAUUUGGAGCAUGAGAGUAUUGCGAAAACAGCUAUAUUGGAUAUGUGUACUUUUAAAGAAGUCAGUGCCAAACGUGAUGAAGGCAUUCAGGAAUUAUUUGAAGAGAUUGCUAGAGGCAUACCGACGGAUAAAUUUAUUCUUCAAAGCCCAUCGAACCAACUGGAUGUCACUGAUAAUAAUUGUACCGUCAUGCUGAAAAAGUCAUUUGAUGAUUUGAGUAAGAAUGUCGGUUGUAAUUACUGUUAA
Molecule: messenger RNA, 678 nt
Organism: Naumovozyma castellii
Lineage: Eukaryota; Fungi; Ascomycota; Saccharomycetes; Saccharomycetales; Saccharomycetaceae
Gene: YPT10
Product: Rab family GTPase YPT10
Exons: 1
Coding region: 1-678 (225 amino acids)
Source: RefSeq, a predicted model, not a curated record